AUGCGUUACACAACCAUCACUCUCCUUGUUAUUGGUCUUCUCACAGGCAAUGCCUUGACUGCACCUGCUCCUCAAUUCGGUGGCGGCGGCGGCGGCUUCGGAGGUGGCCGUGGUGGUGGCGGUGGUGGUAGAGGUGCCGUAGGUGGCGCUUGCCAAGCAGACGGCCAGUGCGAUGUCAAUGGCGACGUCAAGGUUGUCGCGGGUCAGUGUGGCCAGGCCGCUGCCGAUGCCUAA
Molecule: messenger RNA, 234 nt
Organism: Colletotrichum abscissum
Lineage: Eukaryota; Fungi; Ascomycota; Sordariomycetes; Glomerellales; Glomerellaceae
Exons: 3
Coding region: 1-234 (77 amino acids)
Source: RefSeq, a predicted model, not a curated record